This is a messenger RNA of Periconia digitata, 1960 nucleotides long. Lineage: Eukaryota; Fungi; Ascomycota; Dothideomycetes; Pleosporales; Periconiaceae. The record is from the annotation of a GenBank genome assembly.
CUUUGCGGCAAAUCUGGCUUGGAUGAUGUCGAAGGUGUGAUACAGGACUUUAAGGUAUCUGAAAAGUAGGCUGUGGACUCGUUCUACGGAAAAAGGACUUACGGAACUGGAGCAUCUAUCAUAUAUCUUGAUUACUUCAAAAUUUUGGCAUGGCAAUUGGGAGUUUUUUUUUUUCCUAGUUGGAGACAUUGAAGGUUUCGGGGAUUUGUUGAGUAGUAAACUCCGAUUUUGUUACUCGACGUUGAAUCUUGUCGUAGAUAUUCGGGAUAUGACGGGCUUGGACUUGCCAUCACAGGGUAAUAUCUCGAGAAGAAAGAUAGCUAUGGCACAAGCGGUUGAUCUUUAUAGCCUACAAAUCAUGACAGGAUACUUAAGAAUAAAAGUCAUUUCUGAUAGACUUCGGCAGGUGUUCAAUGAUGAAUAUCGCACAUGUUGAAUACUUCUAGUGGGCAUUUUCUAUUUUUAUGUUGGUGAAUAUAAAUCGCAUCAACCUACGAUCUCCCGAAAGAUUGUCGCGCAAAGAAUAGUAAUGCUUCAUUGUUAAAGCUCCUAACGGGUAUGAUUAUGUGGAAAUACUGACAUGUGGCCAAAUGCCAAGCCGCUCUAUGACGUGACUAGUGAAUACAAGAAUCAUCAAUUCAACACAGCCACAACGACCCACCCACCUAUUAUACUCGUGCAACCUCGCCAUUCCCCUCGAUCAUACACUAUAAUCUGUUAUUGGACCCUGCAGACUGCCACAUCGACAGACCCACACCUGUCCUAUAUCAUACAAUUCCCAGGGUUGACCUACUCAUUGAACCGAAAGCACCAGACCACUACCAUGUUCAAGAAGCUAAAGAGCAAGAUCAAGGGCGACGAGAAUCCCGAUCAAUAUGCACAUCUGCAGUCCUCAAAUGACUAUAGCCAUCUGCAGUCGAGCUCAAAUUUCCACCCCAGCAAUCCAUACUACACGCCUCCACCACAAGCCCAACAACACGAUAUCAAUUCUGAAGAGAAGUAUCAACCGCCUACUGGUCCUCCACCCAGUUAUGGUGGCCCUUCCAACUCAGACUAUGCGCCGCCUCUAGGCCCGCCCCUACAGCAGCAACAACAGUACCACGACUGGACUGUGAUACCAGACAACUCACUCCUCCCACCGCCUCCAUCAAUCGGAUAUGAGGAUUCCCCCACUGCAAACGCAACCGGAGAAGACAGUGACCGCGCAGCUGCAUGGCAGCAAGCCAAUCCUCUGUGGCCGCCUGCUAGCUUGUCAUCGGAAGCCUACAGCAUCAUCCAAAACUCACACUUCACUCUUCUCAAAGCCCCAACCUAUACCGGCGAUGUGAUUGCCCAAACACAAGCUGGCCAUUGGAAAUGCCGAACGCACGUUAAGUGCAACGACUCAAGCCUUCUCACUAACCUACCCAUGUACUGUGUCUACAACGACUCACCGUUGACUACACACCGUCCGAAAACCAUCUACUUUGAGCUCAAAGUGCAGAGCGUCGGCCGCGGCGGCUUCUCGCUCUCCGAAGCAGAAGCGGGAAUCGCAAUCGGCUUCAUCGCGCCCCCGUAUCCUACAUUCCGGCUUCCAGGAUGGCAGCGGGGCAGCCUGGGAAUUCACGGCGAUGACGGGAGAAAGUAUAUCAACGAUACCUUUGGAGGUACUGAUUUUACUACUACUUUCUUGUCUGGCGAUGUCGUCGGAAUCGGAAUGACGUUCGCGCCGCCGAAAAACCCACCUUCCUACGAGCAGUCUCAGCAGGGAAAAAUCCUCGACAUUGACGUCUUCUUCACUCGGAAUGGAGUCAGGGAGGGUGGCUGGGAUGGCAACGAGGAGCUCGACGAGAGGAGUGUAGGGGGCACUAUGGGUUUGAGGGGCGAAUGCGAUCUGUUUCCUGCUGUCGGCGUAUUUGGAGGAGUAGACUUUGAAGUUUUCUUUCACCCGUCGCAGUGGUUGUACAACCCUCUGCGAUAG